Messenger RNA from Pediculus humanus corporis (human body louse), 3075 nucleotides. Its product is annotated as Serologically defined colon cancer antigen, putative. Lineage: Eukaryota; Metazoa; Arthropoda; Insecta; Psocodea; Pediculidae. Gene Ontology annotation, cellular component: RQC complex. Gene Ontology annotation, biological process: ribosome-associated ubiquitin-dependent protein catabolic process; rescue of stalled cytosolic ribosome. The record is from RefSeq and is a predicted model, not a curated record. Bases 1 to 3075 code for a protein of 1024 amino acids. The transcript has 19 exons. Gene Ontology annotation, molecular function: tRNA binding; ribosomal large subunit binding.
AUGAAAACGCGUUUUAGCACGUUUGAUAUUGUUUGUAGCGUAGCAGAAUUUCAAAAGUACAUAGGUUUAAGGGUUAAUCAAGUUUAUGACAUAGAUCAUAAAACUUAUUUAAUAAGAUUACAAAAAACCGAUGAAAAAGUAGUUAUACUUUUAGAAUCCGGUACUAGAAUUCACACAACGGAUUUUGAAUGGCCUAAAAAUGUUGCACCCUCAGGAUUUUGUAUGAAAUUAAGGAAACAUUUAAGAAAUAAAAGGUUAGAAUCAUUAAAACAAUUAGGUUUUGAUAGAAUUGUACAUUUACAAUUUGGUACAGGAGAUGCUGCCUAUCAUGUCUUCCUAGAAUUAUACGAUAAAGGAAAUAUUGUUUUAACUGACUGUGAUUUAAUUAUAUUAAAUAUAUUGAGACCUCAUACAGAAGGAGAUAAAAUUAGGUUCGCAGUUAGAGAAAAAUAUCCUAUAAAUAGAGCGAGAGAUGUUUGUAAUUUUCCGACAGAAGAACAAAUUAAAAAUAUAUUUGCAUCGGCUAAAUCAAAUGACAAUCUUAAAAAAAUAUUAAAUUUUAAUUUAGAUUAUGGUCCGGCAUUGAUUGAACAUGUUUUAUUAGGAGUUGAUUUAAGAGGUACAGAAAAAAUCGGUCAGGGAUUCGAUUUACAAAAUAAUUUAUCGAAAAUUAUAAAUGCACUGAAAGAAGCUCAAGAUAUUGUAGAAAAUGCAUCAUUAUCAGUUUCAAAGGGUUACAUAAUACAAAAAGUUGAAAAAAGACCUACAGAGUCUGGAAUGAGUGAUUUUCACGUGAACACAGAAUUUCAUCCAUUUUUAUUUCGACAACAUGUCAAAAAUCCAUUUAAUGAAUGUGAAACAUUUUUAAAAGCUGUCGAUAGUUUUUUUUCAUCAUUAGAAAGUCAAAAAAUUGAUAUGAAAGCUAUUAAUCAGGAAAAAGAAGCAUUGAAAAAAAUCGAAAAUGUACGUCGUGAUCACAAUCAAAGGUUACAACAAUUAUUCGAAACACAAGAAUUAGACAGAAUCAAAGCUGAAUUGAUAACGACAAAUUUAACACUUGUCGAUCAAGCUGUUUUAGCCAUUCGUACUGCAAUAGCCAAUCAAAUAUCAUGGCCUGACAUUGAUAUAUUAGUUAAAGAGGGAAAAAAUGCCGGGGAUCCCGUUGCAAGUUCUAUAAAAAAAUUAAAAUUGGAUAUAAAUCACAUAACGUUACAAUUAAGUGAUCCCUACAGAAGUGAUUCAUCAUCAUCAGAGGAGGAGGAGGAAGAAGAAACAAAUGAUGACAAACCAAUUAAAAUAAAAGUACCUAAAAUAAUUGAUGUCGAUAUAGAUUUAGAUUUAACGGCUUUUGCAAAUGCAAGAAAGUAUUACGAUAUGAAAAGAUCAGCUGCGAAAAAACAACAGAAAACAAUCGAAUCCCAAGAUAAAGCAUUAAAAUCCGCCGAGAAAAAAACUAAACAGGCACUAAAAGAAAUGAAAACCAUCGUGAACAUAACAAAAGUUAGGAAAACAUUUUGGUUCGAGAAAUUUUUCUGGUUUAUAAGUUCGGAAAAUUAUUUAGUUAUCGCGGGUAGAGACAUGAUGCAAAAUGAAUUACUAGUGAAAAGAUACAUGAAAUCGGGGGAUUUAUACGUUCAUGCCGACAUUCACGGUGCGAGUAGCGUCAUCAUUAAAAAUCCAAGUAACGAACCCGUACCCCCGAAAACCCUAAACGAAGCUGGAGUAAUGGCGAUCAGUUACAGUCAAGCGUGGGAAGCUAAAGUCGUGACGUCAGCCUGGUGGGUUCACAACACUCAAGUAUCGAAAACUGCACCCACGGGAGAAUAUUUGGGAACGGGUUCGUUCAUGAUAAGAGGAAAAAAAAAUUAUUUACCACCGGCUAAUUUAAUUAUGGGUUUUAGUUUUUUAUUCAAAUUGGAUGAUAAUUCUUUAUCCCGGCACAAAGACGAUCGUAAAGUUCGUAGUUUGGAAGAAGAUGGGAAAAUGACGACGACGACGACGACGACAAUGUCGUCUGGAACCGUUGAAGAUGAAGAAGAAAUCGUUUUGAGCGAUGGAGAAGAUGAUGAUGAUGAUGAUGACGAUGAAGAAGAAAAUGGAAAGAAUAAAAAUCACGAUUUGUCAGCGAUUCCAGAAGAAGAAGAAGAAGGGGGAGAACAAGGGGAAGAAAAUUUUUUUCCAGAUACGGAAAUAAAAAUUUAUUCAUCAUCAUCAUCAUCAUCAAGGGGAAAAGAAAAAGAGAAAAUUUCGAAAGAAGAUGAUGUUGAUAAUGAUAAAAACGAAGAUGAAUUGAUUGUUUAUUUGGGCGAUGAAAAACCAGUCGUAUUAAAAAAGAAAAACGAAAAGAAAAAAACGAAAGAAAAUAGUCAUAACGACAAAAGUAAAAAUAAUAAAAUUAAAGAUGGCGGCGAUGGUCGCGAAAUGGUUAAAAACGAAAAGCAAAAAGAAUCGUCAAAGAAUGGGAAUAACAAAGAAGAUGAAAAAGUAAUAAAAAAGGGUAGGAAAGGAAAAUUGAAAAAGAUAAAAGAAAAAUAUAAAGAUCAAGAUGAGGAGGAUAGGCAGCUCACAUUGGAAAUAUUACAGAACGUUCAAAAGAAAACUCUUAAAAAAGAAAAGGCAAACAAUAAAAAGGCAUCAAUCAAUCAUGGGGAAAAAAACAAUGCGUCGUCGGGGAGAAAGAAAAACGAAGAAGGAAAAAUUUUACAAAAAACCGUUGAAAAUCCCGAUAACGUCGAUGUCGAUUCCGAUGAUGAAUCCCAAGAGCCUCUUGCUAACACGGACGUUGAAAUGUUGACGAGUUUAACGGGAACGCCGCUCGUCGAAGACGAAUUGAUAUUCGCCGUACCCGUCGUCGCACCCUACAACACUCUACAAAAUUACAAAUUCAAAGUUAAAAUGACGCCGGGCACGGGUAAAAGAGGGAAAGCGGCGAGAACGGCCGUUACGAUGUUUUUAAAAGAUAAAAAUUGCACUCAGAGGGAAAAAGAUCUUCUCAAGAGCGUGAAAGAUGAAAAUUUAGCAAGGAAUCUUCCUGGAAAAGUAAAAAUAUCAGCGCCUCAUUUGCAUAAGAAAUAA